Clupea harengus (Atlantic herring) is the source of this 1945-nucleotide messenger RNA. RefSeq lists its product as uncharacterized. The coding region runs from base 232 to 1179 and encodes 315 amino acids. NCBI's taxonomy places the organism in Eukaryota, Metazoa, Chordata, Actinopteri, Clupeiformes, Clupeidae. The transcript is spliced from 4 exons. The record is from RefSeq and is a predicted model, not a curated record.
GAAGGCAGCGCCACGUUCACUCUAGUCUGUGAGACAUUUGGGGAACACCGGUGCACAUUGGAUGUCAAUGAACCCAGCAAGGAGGAAAUUUUCCUCGGGAGGAAGCUCUACCCUUGAGAUGAUGAACUAGGAGCCUCCUUAUCCCACAGGUCUGGAGCACCUCUUUGCCGGCAUUAUCUGGGCAUUAAAAUAGGUGCACAGGCGAAAGCCUAUGAGCUGAAAGUGAAUCUCAUGCAGACCUCACAGCCAUCUACUGACAUUGAGAAACUCCAACGCAAAGCCUCAGAAGUGCAGUUUAACCGUGAGAACAUCAAACUGCAUCAUCAGUAUAUAAAUGAUCUUCUGAAGCAAUUUGAGAGUGCUACACCUGACCACAGAUUUGAGAUGAUGGAGGAAGGGGGGUUGCCUGAUUCUCAACUGUUUCCACCAGCCGUACCGAUGUAUGAGCAGCGAAUUCAAAUUAUUACAGAGACUGAAGACCAUGACAAAGAUGUGAAGGGCAGGGAGGCCUCUCUGCCCUCUCCAAUACUUCAUCACAAAAUCUCAAAACUGCAGAUGGUUGACAACUGCUCUAAACCUUCAGUGAGGGCCUCUAAUAGAGACUUUGAGUCCAGCCCACCCCAGGUCAGUUCUGGACAUGAGGAUGUUCAGGAAAUUACUGGACAGACACUAGCAGAACACAAAACUGUGAAAGUACCUUAUCAUGAAAUGCAAAAGUGGCUAAAGGUGCCUCAUCUUCAAGUGCACAAAGUGCUUCAUCUUCAAGUGGCAAAGCAACAAAAAGUGUCUCAUCCUAAAGUGAAAAAGCAACAAGGGCAUGAAGAGCCUGUGAAAGUGCCUCAUCUUGAAGUGCAAAAGCUGGUUUACUCUGUGGUCAAGGAGCUAUGGGAGAUGAAUGACCUUGGAGAAGGCCCAAAGUUUUUAGCAGAAAUGCCCAAGACUUGUCCAUCUGAACUCUUUCUGCAAAGCUUAACUUGUGCACAACACCUCAAGAUGAGCAUCAGGCGCAAUUACUGCAAGCAUAUAUAUGAACUCUGCUGGGAGAUCCUUCAGGGUAUCUAUCUCAAAGAGCCUGAUGCACAAGCUGGUUGGUAUGAGCCAUGGCCUAAGGAUGAUGUGAUCAAGUUCAAAUCCUUACGCGACGUUCAGGUAAAAUGUAUUGAAUCACAGAAUCACUGAUCUGUUACAACAUAGUCAACAUGAAUUAUGCCAUGGUGCAAGUCAUGCCAGAUUUAACGCUGUCGAGAUAAAUCAAAUUAGACCAUGUUACUGAAGUUUUUGUUAUUCAGUUUAACCACAUGGCUGGUGUCGUAUUUUUUUAUCUACUUAUGACUGUAUUGUUGAAUAAUGUGUGUAUUGCUGGUACUGGAACAUGGACAUCUCAACAAAUAGAGGUAGCAGUUACGAGAAGGCUGCCAUAAGGCAGAAGGGCCCUUUCCCGAGAAAUCAUGUGGUGGACAUGCCUUUUCUUAUAAACCCCAGUGCAAAGAUACCUUUUCUGAUAAAUCACGUGACUAACAUGCCUUUCCUUAUAAACCCCAGUGCAAAGAUAACUUUUCUGAUAAAUCACGUGGCAAACAUGCCGUCUCUAAAAAAACACAUAGCAGACACACCUAGCCGCUUUUGGGGGCUUCGGGGGAUUUUUUGACUGUGUCAUGGGAUCAUGGCCUCCAGAUAGGCUCCUCUGGGGGUUCGUGGCGGGGUGACAGACUCCUCUACACGCUUCGGCAAUGCCACGAGACAGACAAUUUCCAGACACCGUAACUGAAAAAAACGAGACACCUGUUUUCACAGGAAACCGUGCAAUAUGCACGCUGUUAAGCUCAAUCUCGAUGUGGUUAAGUCUGAUGAAGUAAAUAAGAACAGGGUAGAUCAAAGGGGGGUUAGAUCUAUAAAAAGGGGGCACGGGGACUUGGUCCUCAGGUUAUCUACUUGAUCACUCUUG